AUGCUAAGUAAGACUCUCCUUCUUUCAGCAUAUGAGAUAGGCGCCAGCCAGGUGCACUCACCAGCUGAGGAGGGGUUAGCUGAGAAUCUCCAACAGGAGCAGCCUGAGCCUGUCUACAUGAUUCCUGAUGGGUGUCCACGUCUUCCCAUCUCACUUCCCUUCGCUUUGCCUAAGACUCGUAGCAUUGGUUCCUGUGCAGUUACUAACUCUGCGCUUAUCUUAUCUACGCUUAGCACUGCAGCUCCAAUCGCUUUCACAUCAGAUGGCAACGCUAUGCAACCAAGCUCUGACAAGGCUAUCAUACGCCUUGAACGCAUCGAUACAUGUGACAUGACAUCCAUAACUUUGAGAGAGCGAAAUGUUCUUACUGAGCAACCUUACAAUGCUGCAGAUCUACCGUAUUAUCUACUGAUGUUAAGGGAAUUCUACAAGGCUAGCGUGCCGUGUGCCUACUCCUACACAGAUACGAGCGUCCCAGAUCGUGCUCCUACUACCCACUUAUUUAAUUUGUGCUACCUUUCUUUGUCUAACCUUGGCAUUAGACACGAGUUGGAUGCCAACCAAUCUUUACAACCCCACAUAGAGAAGACGGCGUUUUAUUUGCUUAUGGCCCUGGCCCUUAUUCAACCCGCUGGUGCCAAUCACAAGGCACACUUCAUUGUCAAUGUGAUGUGCUGUCUCUACGCAAACAACCCAGCAGUCAUCUCACAAACAACGAGUGCUCCUCUCUUUGAGGGACUUCACGUGUAUACAGAGACAGAAUAUAUUGAUGAUAUUCUCCAGCAUGGUGGGCUGGAAGACAGUGAGGCUCUAUCAACUCGCUUACUAAGGAAUAAAAAAAUAUCAGGACAAUCCCGGAAAGGGCUUCGGAACUCUACCAAGGAGGUGGUGUCCAGAAAGUAUGGGCUGCAGGCAUUAUUUACGGGAGCUGCAUUAUCACUGACCAAAUAUGCUGAUGCAAUCAGGGUGGCCGAUCAGGUUAGCACGGGCAGUUUUCAAGAAUUGUCUCCACAGGAUAUUAAUGCUUCGUUAGCACUACUUCUUAUAGCUGGCAAAUACGAGAAGGUCGCAAGUAUUCUUAAACUCCUGAAUAUUCCCAGUCUCUCUCUGAUAAUCGUUCAAGGUUGCUCGCUCAAUACGCAGACUCACUGCGAAAAACUUAUACGAGAAAUAGCCAUGUCUGGUGACGGUGCCCAGCAGGAAAGCGUCAGGACCCUACGUGCACAGUGCAGAGAGGUGGGGAUAGAUCCUCUUUUGUUACUCAGCGUCAUGAGUGGGCAGAUACAUUCACUUAGGAUGUACUGUACGACUGUUUUGGACUGUCUCCUGGCAGGUCUGCAUCUGUGUCCUGGGACCGUCGGAGACUCCCUGCAUCUCGCUGAGCGGCUGAGCGAACAGUGCAAUCUUCACAAGGAAUUCUCUGAUGAUCUCACCGUGGUAUUAAUGAAGCACUACGCUGGGAUCUCGUGUCUUACGUCCCUUGAACGGCAACUCAUAGACGACCAACUAGAGAGGGACAGGGAUCGGAAGUCGCAUCCGCUUGCACAGAAUGUUGCCAAUGCGGGUCCCAGCGGGUUCCAAAUGCCUCCUUUUGCUCAAUCGCAGUAUCUUAAGCUUACAAAGGCCGAUGACGAGAGCCCGCCGUCAGACCUUUUUAUCAAGCUUACCAUGGGCUAUUAUGCUUCACGAUAUAACGAGGUUCUCAUUUUCAUUGUCGUCUCCGUCUUGCUCGGGCUGGGCUUCGGACCCAAAGACUUCUAUGAAAGACAAGUUUUACUGCAACCUUAUUCGUUAGCAGCCUCUUACUAUUUGCAAAGGCACCAUGCCUAUGACUUCGCAUGCAUUCCCCUCCUCACUAUCCCUGACUCUAUCUUUGGGGCUGCGAGAAAUGACAUAUCUGCUGAGGUUUAUACUGUUUUACAGUCUUGCAUCGACAAGGUUAUUGGAAGUUAUUCUGCUAGCUCCAGGAGGAAUCAGCCCCUUGAUGCUCGCAAGCUGAACAGCGAAUACAGUAUUUCUCCUGAGCUAGUUGCUAGCGCCUUACGAAGGUAUGAGUGCUGGGUGAACAGGAGGAUUCCUGACCCCCACAUGCUCCUAGACUGCGCCCAAGUAGCCGACUGUGUAAAUUAUGUGUAA
Messenger RNA from Giardia duodenalis, 2136 nucleotides. RefSeq lists its product as uncharacterized. NCBI's taxonomy places the organism in Eukaryota, Fornicata, Diplomonadida, Hexamitidae. The record is from RefSeq and is a predicted model, not a curated record. The transcript has a single exon. The coding region runs from base 1 to 2136 and encodes 711 amino acids.